Clunio marinus is the source of this 284-nucleotide messenger RNA. The record is from the annotation of a GenBank genome assembly. NCBI's taxonomy places the organism in Eukaryota, Metazoa, Arthropoda, Insecta, Diptera, Chironomidae.
UUAUCACUUCCCUUCGACAUCUUUUACUAUGUUAUUUGAGCAAGUGGAAAAGAGCUUUUCGCAAUAACCUGACACGCUUCCUCUAUGCAAUCUAAGAAAAGGCUUUCAUAAAAAAAUACGAACAAUUCCAUUUACAAUGAACUUUUAAAGGAAAAUUCUGUUGACGUCUAUUCAAGUGUAAAAAGUGUUCCGCAUAAUAUUUUAUGAUAUUUUUGCCCUCUUGUAAAUUCUCUUGUGUAACAUCUUUUUUUUAUUUUGAACGUAUGUAAUAAACACAUCAAUAA